GCGAAAGCGUGGGUAAGGUGCGUGUACCGCUGUCUAUAAUUGUAUCGAAUAUUCAGAUAAAAAAAAAAUAAUAAUUUUAUGAUAUUCUAAGUGGCUUAAUUGAAAAAGACCAAGUGUGAUAGAAUUCCACCAACCGAUUUCAAAUUUAACGAAGCACUAACGGAUUCCUUCGUAAUCCAUCAACAACAACAAUAUGUCAGCAAUUAACAUGAUGCGCACCGGCGCACCACUACUACUGCUCUGCGUAGCCUUCCUAUGUUGUAGCAUAGGCAUCACGCAUGCGCAAGAGAAUAUUAUGCCACAAAUUCCGCCCUCACUGGUGGAAUGCUAUAAUACCAGUUACUUUAUGAAUCGACAAAAUCGUCUGCCAGCCACAAUCGAAACGCUGAUUUCACUGAUCGAAAAAGUGGAGAACACGCCCACCUACAACUAUGACAUGCGCACGCUCACGGUGGCGCUGCUGCAGCGCUUUCGCCAAGAUGGCAUACAGCGCGCUUAUGGUGUAGCCGAAUCGCCUGGCGUAAUACCAUACAGUCCAACCGGUUUUCAGUUUCCAAAGUUCCGCAUAUUACUAUCACGUCUGAUACCCGGUAAUGCCUUAACUUUCCCCAACAACACGCUUACACGUGAGGAGCGUUGCUCGCUACAUUUUAUGAUCUCCAGCUCGCUGGAUUUGCGCAUACGCGGCGAUGAAAGUCGUGUGUGUAAUAAUUUGUCACAGUAUCGGGCGCAGCGCUUACGGCGCUCUACUAAUCUGGAACGUAAAGGCGGUUUUGUCGGCGAUGUCGAGGUGUUGGAGAGUCUGAAUGCUAGAGCGCAGAAACGCGGUCUCAAGACGGGCGCUUACAAUUCGUUGGAUUACGAUUUUGGCUGGACAAAUGCGGGUACUACGGCCAGCAAUCAGAUCAGUCAAUGUCCCGUGGAGAAUGGUGUUAUUUGGACGCCAUGGGGCACAGUGUCAGCCGGUGCGCUUUUAGCUGGCGUUGCCACAGGCUUACAACAACAAACUGUACAAUUGCGCACAUUACUGGCACUAUCGAGCCGUAAUAAUGGCUACACAAAUCUGCCACAAACCGCCACCGUAGGUGUGGACAAUCGUUGGGCCGCCACACUAGCAGGCGAUCUGGCCGAAGUGGCGCUGGUGCAAGUGCCGUUCACAACCACCGAGACGGCUUCGGUAGGCGCUAAUGGCGCCUGGAAUAGUACGGUCAUGCCCGAAUGGUACUUCCUGAUGCAGCGUCAAAACUUUGAAAUGACCGACGCCGAGAUACGUGGCGGUUUGGAUGGACUGAUUAUAGCCAAGAAUAUCGUCUCGUGGCGUACACAAUCGUCAAAUAUGAAACUCUCACAGCUACUGCGCAUGUACUACUCGACGAAUGGCGUGUUGAAUAGUGGCAUCAUGGCAUGCAACCGCAAAACUAACUUCAAUACAUAUGCACCAAGCAACGAGAUGAUCGUGCAGACGAGCGCCUUCUCCCAGGUAUUGGAUCGCGAAAUGCAACUGGGUGUCACAUUGUCAGCGGCAAACAUUGCAACAUUCUCGUCGUCAGCUGCCGCUGCUCUACAAGCCUAUGUCCCUUGGAUGUACUCAGACUGCUAUGCCGCUGCGGAGACUCAGGGUAUAUACAAUAUGACCACAAUUAUGACGAAUAUAUUUGUGUUUUUGGAUACCACGUGGCCAUAUUAUUACGUCGCGGAUUAUGUUAAUUUCGUACUACAGCGACUCAAUAUAAAUCCCUACGCCAGCGCUGUCACGCUGCUUUCCGCCGCAGAUGCUACAGUAAUGGUCAACACCACGCAUUAUCUGAUGGACGUCUACGAGCAUUGGAAUAUCACAACGCACUCAUGGUAUAAGCCUGGUUUCAGCCUACCACAGAUUCUCAAUACCGCCACCGAGUUAGCGCAAAAUGUAAUGAAUAUCGAUCGCAAUACCUCUUCUUUGGGUGGCCAAUCGCUGAUCGCGCUGCUUAUUCCCAGCCCGGUAGCUUACGUGCCCGACUGGGAUAUGAACUAUGCAUUGAACUUUCUACAAAAGCUCAACUACUCAGUGCCCGACCUACAUUUUCUCUACUAUGGCGGCGGUGCGUUAAUACGUUUCAAAGAUCUGGUACGCAAUCCUCAUGAGGAUAUCUUUCCACUGGGCGAGGAGUAUGGCGUUUGGACGGCAGGCACACCGGUUGUUCAACGCAUACGUGAAAUUCCACGACGCUUAGCUAAUCCACGUUGUGGCGCCGCUAUGUACGCCAAUACGGCAGGUUCCAAUGAAAUGGUGCAAUAUGUGCGUGCUGGCGCCAUCAAUUUCUACCGCAUUAUGCCGAAUUACUUUUUCGGUUCAACGAGUUUACGUUAUCUACGCAUCACACCGCUAAGUCCGGCUUCGUUUAUUGUAUGCAGUUCGCGUACGAUACCCUUGCCAUAUCGCAAAGAUGGCACGGAUCAGCCGGAACAGGGCUGUGGCCAGACAGCUGCUACCAAUCGUUACUCGCUGGACUUGAGUGAACUCUGUGUGGGUUAUGCGCAAAUCGAGAAUUGUCCGCCGCUUUAUGUUUCCGUGCAGGCCCAACAGUUUAGCAGCAACGAGUUGUCCUGCACGAAUCCGGCUUGCGAAUUGCCCAACGCGGCGCAAUUUCUCAUUUAUGUGAACUAUUUAGUCUGUAACACAGCCACGAAACUGACAAUGAUGUCCGUGUUUACAGUUAUUUUAGGCAUAUUUUUUGGAACAACUAUUUUUGAAGUCAUGCUCGAAUAAAAGUGUCUGCAUAUAAUUAGUUAAGACAAAAUUUAAAUAUAGCCAACAAGAACUUUCUUCGACUCAGCUCACAUUGACAGCCGAGACUGCACACAUUUGAUUAGAGCUCAACUUGAAAGUAAAAUUUUCUGUAACAAGCUAUUGUAUCUUAGGGAUUAGAAGAAAGCUAUGUUGUAGUAGUUACAGGUGCGCAAUGCUUCCUGUGAUCGCAGCCUGUUUGGACCGGCUUACAAAAAAUUUUAACAGCGGUCACCCCACGCCAAAAAUAUAUAAUAUUAACUUUUUAUUGUGCUCAGAAAUCUUUUCUCUUAAAAUUCAUUAUCAUUCAGAGCCGAAUAAAGAUUCAAGAGACGCUCCACUUAUCGGAUUCUCGGAAAUGUGGAAAAACUCAGCCAAACCCCUAGCAAAAAUGUAAGCAACGAAGCUUGUCAAGCUGUCAACGAAAAUAUGGUAUAUAUGCUUUAGUGAUCCGAGCUGAACCAUAUGUUCUGAGCUUGUAUUUAGCACUGCCUUGAAUAAUAUUCCAUGCCAUAUUUUGUAAAGCCAUCUUUUCAAUAUAAGGACUUUAUUUUAAUGGAUCAGAUUGUAUGGCAGCUUUAUGCUUUAGUGGUCCGA
This is a messenger RNA of Bactrocera oleae (olive fruit fly), 3364 nucleotides long. RefSeq lists its product as uncharacterized. The record is from RefSeq and is a predicted model, not a curated record. Lineage: Eukaryota; Metazoa; Arthropoda; Insecta; Diptera; Tephritidae.